AACAUAAUAUUCAUUUAAACAGAUUUUUCCUUCAUAACUAAUUUAAUUAAUGAUGAAUGCAUAUAUAUAUAUAAAUAUGUAUAUCACAAGACAACGCACAAGAUGGAUGAGUAGUUUAACUGAGGAACGUUCCAUUGACGUAAAAUGGAGUCCCAUACUAUGUCUAUGGAAUGUUUUUACGUUAAGAGGUGAAGUUGGAUUUGGAUUAACAUUACAAACUCUCACUAGGAGAACGUAUAUACCUUCAAUUCAAUCGAAGUAAUUGAGUAAGCAGAAAAAUAAUUAUAAAUUUUAAAAUGUGCAUAUAUUAUAUAUUAAUCUGCUUGGCGUAGAUGCGCUUAUAAUGAAAUUUAUAACGGAAAAUGUGUGUUUCUAUCCUCUUUCUGUUGUUUUAUUGCAGCUGCUUGAUUCAAUCAAUAUUCAUCAAACAUCAAAACUGUCAUGUUUUAUACAUUUUUAUAAUCUCUGUUGAUUUGUAUCCUUAAAAUGAAUUAACGCAAUUAUUACCAAGCUCGCUAUGAAGCAGGAACAGAAGGGUCAGAAGAAUCUCUUUUGUCAAGCAGCAGUCUUUGAUUGAUUGGCGGACAUGUAAGACCACAUGUCACAGCCAGACGCGACAUUUAUUCGCUUUUAAAAUCAUACAAAAUAGUUUGUAUCCCAUUUACAAUCUCCACACCGAUUUCAUUUCCCCCCUUCACACUCUACCCGCGUUUUUUCAGUCUACGAAUUGGCCCUCGAUCCUUCCCCGCCCACGUGUCAAAAUUUUGACACAUUCCAAAUUCCCAGCACAUAUGAACACACACGGCAGCACAUUUCAGACAUUGCUAAUUGUUCUCAGCAAUUAAUCGCGAACAGGAUUUUAUUGUAACCUCGUUUUCACUCCAAAUCGACAAAAUUAUCAAGUUAUAAAUUGUAGUCACCAAACUUGCGUCAAGAUUAAUACAAUUUGUUAACCUCCCGCGCGAUCCCUCUAAAUUUUCAGGAAACAAUUAUUCUUCUAUUGAGUUCUUUUUGAAAAAAUCAAAAAUUUAUCAAACUGUUUAAAUGUUGUGAUUCAUCGUUAUCGUCGCGGGAACUAAACUCUUUAACCAUUCAAAUUUUGAUAUGGAUGCAGAGCCAACAACCAGUAAUAAAAAAAACGAAAAAUACAAUACAAAUAAUCAACGUUUGAUAGCCGAAAGUGGUGGCCGUUGUAUGAGCACACAAGCGAUGCAAUCGCUCUAUGAUUUCCGACAGAAUAAUUUGCUUUGCGAUGCAAUAUUGAGAUUAGAAGAUGGUGGUGUCUUCCCUAUUCAUCGAGCUAUACUUUCGGCAUGCAGUUCUUAUUUCAGGACAUUAUUUACAACUACAUUGCAUUCUCGUGAAAAAACUGAUGUCCUUCUGCCAGGUGUGACAAGCCCAAUGAUGAAUCUCCUGCUGGAAUAUGCAUAUUUACGAUCCAUUGACGUGAAUCGUGAAAAUGUGUGCGAAUUGCUGACCACCGCGGAUUAUUUGAGCAUUGUAGGUGUGCUCGAUCUGUGCUGCGAUUAUCUAAGAGAUAAUUUAGCGCCGGAAAAUUGUAUAGGAGUGAUGAGAUUCGCCCGCCAACAUUUCUGUAAGAAGCUAGAAAAUGACGCUUACCGUUUCAUCGUAGGACACUUUGUCGAGGUGUCGCAGAGAAGUGAAGAAAUUUUACAUUUACCUAUCGAAGAACUGAAGCCGUUGGUCGGCGCCGAUGAAUUAAAUGUUAAAAGCGAGCAGACAGUUUGGGAGCUAGUUUUGAGAUGGAUAAAUCACGAUCCGGAAUCGAGAAAAGAUUAUAUUGUCGAUCUAAUGAAAAACAUCAGACUCGGUCUCUUGGAUACGCAGUUCUUUCUGGAGAACGUCAAAGAUCAUUCUUACGUCGUUGGCAACGAUGCGUGCAGACCCAUUAUUAUCGAAACUUUGAAAUUUUUGUAUGACUUAGAAAUGAUUACUCAGAAAGAUGGAGAAGUACCAACGCCGGAAAUUGCGCGACCCAGAGUCCCGCAUGAGAUUCUGUUCGCCAUCGGUGGAUGGAGCGGUGGCUCUCCGACAAAUUACAUCGAGACAUAUGACACGAGAGCAGAUCGAUGGAUUCCGAUCGAGGAAACAGAUCCGACUGGUCCGCGAGCUUAUCAUGGACUUGCAGUAGUUGGUUUUGAUAUUUAUGUCAUCGGAGGAUUUGACGGCGUUGAUUACUUCAACAGUUGCCGUUGCUUUAACGCGGUGACCAAGGUGUGGCGAGAGGUUGCUCCCAUGAACGCUAGAAGGUGUUAUGUUAGCGUGGCAGUCUUAAAUAAUUUGGUUUACGCAAUGGGAGGAUAUGACGGAUAUCAUCGGCAAAAAACGGCGGAACGUUACAAUUACAAGACAAAUCAGUGGUCUCUUAUUGCGUCGAUGAACGUGCAAAGAUCUGACGCAAGUGCAACGACAUUAAAUGAUAAGAUAUAUAUUACGGGUGGUUUCGAUGGACAUGACUGUAUGAAUACGGCCGAGGUAUAUGAUCCAAGCACCAACCAGUGGACAAUGAUAACAGCAAUGAGGUCACGUAGGAGCGGUGUAUCGUGCAUAUCUUAUCACGGCUGUGUUUAUGUUAUUGGAGGCUUCAAUGGAAUAUCGAGAAUGUGCAGUGGGGAAAAAUAUAAGCCUUCUACGAACAGCUGGAGCCAUAUUCCCGAUAUGUAUAAUCCGCGUAGCAAUUUCGCCAUUGAAGUCAUCGAUGACAUGAUUUUUGCUAUCGGCGGUUUCAAUGGUGUUACGACCACGUACCAGGUGGAAUGUUACGACGAGAAAACAAACGAGUGGUAUGAGGCGACAGACAUGAAUAUAUGCAGAUCGGCACUUUCGGCCUGCGUGAUUAUGGGUCUUCCAAACGUAUACGACUAUAUUCACAAGCACCGUGAGCGUCUGAUGGAGGAAAAACGCCAGAAAUUACUGGCUCAUGAAGUACGUCGGAGUCAGCAUCAGCAACAGCAACAGGAGCAGCAGCAGACGAGGCAAACUUCGCAAAUUGGCCAAAUCAUACCGACACCACCACCUCUACCACGCUAAUAAAUGAGAACGAUAAUGAUAAUAAGCGGAAUUUCUAAAACCAAAUAUCAUUUAUUAUGUAAAUCAGUCAUGUAACAUCUGUUUCACAUUGAAUUGUGAUGUAAAUUUUGGAUCAUUGCCAGACGUGAUAGCAAUCAGACGAAUGAAGGUCGACCUGUCAAUAGCACAGAGAUAGCUGGUUUAUAUAUUUGGCAAAGACUACUUUUGUCUACUCACGAAGAGAAUAUUUUAUUAUAUUUGUAUAAUUUUCAGACUGCUAUUUUACCCAUAUUUGUUAAAUUUAAUCUUUUUUGAUACUGCAGGUAUUUCUAUUGAAUCUUUUUGCGAUUUUACACGUGCUAUACAAUGCCAUCUCGAGUAAUUAAAUUAAUUGAGAUAAACGGUAAAAUAAUUUAUUCUUUUCUGAAGGAUAAUGUAUCGAUUUAAUUAUUUCAAUAAUAAUAACAGAAUGGUACUGCAAAUUAGAAUAAUUGCAGAUGUGCAUAUAAAAAGUGUAAACGAAAAGAAUAAGCUAAGAAAUUUAAAAAAAUAAUAUAAAAUAUUAUGAAAUAAUUUUGUGAUAAACAUAAAGAGAAAUUGUUCGCGUAAGAAAUGUUUAUUUGACGUUUCUUAAAUACGACGUUGUAUAAGCGAUUGCGUGCAGCAUUGCCGCAUGUAAUAGAAAAUAAAAUUGCAUCAACUUAAUUGUA
Molecule: messenger RNA, 3740 nt
Organism: Wasmannia auropunctata (little fire ant)
Lineage: Eukaryota; Metazoa; Arthropoda; Insecta; Hymenoptera; Formicidae
Gene: klhl10
Product: kelch-like protein 10
Exons: 9
Coding region: 1105-3051 (648 amino acids)
Molecular function (GO): protein binding
Source: RefSeq, a predicted model, not a curated record